Cokeromyces recurvatus is the source of this 1611-nucleotide messenger RNA. RefSeq lists its product as uncharacterized. NCBI's taxonomy places the organism in Eukaryota, Fungi, Mucoromycota, Mucoromycetes, Mucorales, Mucoraceae. The transcript has 3 exons. Gene Ontology annotation, molecular function: dipeptidyl-peptidase activity. Gene Ontology annotation, cellular component: cytoplasm. The record is from RefSeq and is a predicted model, not a curated record. The coding region runs from base 1 to 1611 and encodes 536 amino acids.
AUGUCUAUUAACCGUACACUUGCUGAACGUAUUGGACGAUUUGCAUUGUUUGAAUGUACUGCUGACUUGUCUCAUUUGAGUACACAUGAACAUGCUGCUUUAAAAAGACUUGUAAAGGCAGGAGAUUAUUUCAAUCAACUUUACAUGAGACAAGCUUGGAAAGGUAAUGAACAACUUCGUAAAACUCUAUAUCAAACUGGAAAUAAAGAACAAUGCACUUUAUUUGAAAUGUAUAAGGGUCCUUGGGCUCGUGAAGAUGAUAAUGUUCCCUUUUUAGAGAAUAUCCCGAAGCGUCCAGAAGGUGGUAAUUUUUAUCCAGAGGACAUGACAAAGGAGGAGUUUGAAAAAUGGAUAACUACCUUAUCUCCCGAAAAACAAAGGGAGGCGAAAAGCUACUAUACAAUCAUUAUAAGAAAUUCUAAAGGCGAGUUGGAGUCUGUUCCUUAUUCAAAGGCUUAUGCUGAUCUCUUACAGCCUGCUGCUGUUCAUAUUCGUGAAGCAGUUGAGGAGUUAAAAAAGGAAACCACUUUUUCUCAUGACAAAGAAGGUACACGUAUUGAGGACUUUUUAGCUUCGCGUGCAGAUGCCUUUGAAUCAAACAACUAUCUUGACUCUGAAUUAGAUUGGCUUCGUCUUGGUAAAUUCAACAAGUUAGAAGUCACGAUGGGUCCUUAUGAACAGUAUACAGAUGGUAUCUUUACCUUUAAGAGUGCAUAUGAAUUUUAUAUUCAUGUUCGUGAUGAACAAUCUUCUAAAUUACUUGAAAAGUUUUCUGAUCUUCAGUUUGUUGAAGAUCGUUUGCCUAUCCCUGAAAAAUAUCGUAAUGAUAAGUUAGUUGCUGCUCCUAUUGUUGUUGUGAAUCAACUCUAUGCUGCUGGUGAUGUCGCUGUUCCUAUGACGGCUGCUUAUAAUCUUCCUAAUGAUGAAGAGGCUAUUAAGAAAGGUGGUUCUAAAUUGGUCUUAAUUAAAAAUGUACAAGAGGGUAAAUUUGAAAAGGUAUUGAAACCUAUUGCAGAACAAGUAUUAGAAAAGGAACAAUUGAUCUAUCUGACCAAGGAUGCAUUUACAACUCAUGUUUUACUCCAUGAAGUAUGUCAUAGUAAUGGACCUCAUCAUACAUUAAGUGGAGAUACAGUUCGUUCUAAACUUCAAGAAUACCAUUCAGCUCUUGAAGAAGCCAAGGCAGAUAUUGCUGCUUUAUUUGCUGCUGAUUUAAUGGUAGAUCAUGGUACAAUUGAUAAUGUAACUCAAAACGAAUUUUGGGUUACCUUCUUGGCUUCAGCAUUCCGUUCUAUUCGCUUUGGUAUUCAAGAAGCACAUGGAUUAGGACAAGCUAUUCAAUUAAAUUAUUUAUUAAACAAAGGAGGAUUUAAAUAUGAUGAAAAGACGAAAAUGUUUAGUGUUAACUUUGACAAGAUUCGAUCUGCAGUAUCUGAUUUAACACAUGAUAUUUUAGUUCUUCAAGGAGAUGGAGAUAAAAAGGCAGUAGAUACAUUUGUAGAGAAAUAUGGUGUACUUGAUAAAGAUACAAAAGAAGCUUUAGCUCGUAUUGAUCAUGCUGGUAUUCCUGUUGAUAUUCGUCCUCUUUAUCCUCUUGAGAAUGAAUUAUAA